Molecule: messenger RNA, 1726 nt
Organism: Zingiber officinale
Lineage: Eukaryota; Viridiplantae; Streptophyta; Magnoliopsida; Zingiberales; Zingiberaceae
Product: glycerol-3-phosphate 2-O-acyltransferase 4-like
Exons: 2
Coding region: 75-1577 (500 amino acids)
Biological process (GO): cutin biosynthetic process
Cellular component (GO): membrane
Molecular function (GO): glycerol-3-phosphate 2-O-acyltransferase activity; phosphatase activity
Source: RefSeq, a predicted model, not a curated record
UUUUCAUUUCGUCACACAUUUCCCAUUUUUCUCUCCCAACAUAAGGAAACUUGGCUCACGAUAAGGCCUCCGAUAUGCCUGCAGAGCACCAGAACUUCCCCUCGGUGGCGCAUUGUUGCGACACCGGCCGCGAGGCACACGCCGCCGCCGCCGACCUCGACGGCACGCUCCUCGUCUCCCGAAGCUCCUUCCCUUACUUCUUCCUCCUCGCCGUCGAGGCCGGCGGCUUCCUCCGCGGCGCCGCCUUGCUCCUCCUCUCCCCGGCCAUCCUCCUCGUCUACAAGCUCUUCUCCGAGGCCGCCGGCAUCAAGAUGCUCAUCUACGUGGCGGUGGCCGGCGUCCGCGCGCGCGACGUGGAGCUGGCGGCGCGCGCGGUGCUGCCGCGGUUCUACGCCGCGGACGUGCGCAGGGACAGCUGGCGCGCGUUCCGAGCCUGCGGGCGAAGGCGGGUGGUGGUGACGGCGAACCCGCGGGUGAUGGUGGAGGAGUUCGCCCGGGAGUGCUUGGGGGCGGACAAGGUCCUGGGGACGGAGCUGGAGGUGGACGAGAGGACGGGGCGGGCCACGGGGAGGGUGACCGCCGACGGCGUCAUGGUGGGGCGCCGGAAGAGGGAAGCUGUGGAGAGGGAGUUCAAGGCGGAGCCUCUGCCGGAGUUGGGGCUCGGAGACCGGGAAUCCGACCACGACUUCAUGGAUCUCUGCAAGGAAGCGUACAUGGUUCCUUACGAUCGUAAGGCGGCUCGCGUGCCAGCGGCGGAGCUCGAUUCGCCGAUCAUCUUCCACGACGGCCGGCUGGUUCAGCGGCCGGAUCCCUUCGUCGCCCUCCUCACCCUCCUAUGGCUCCCGUUCGGCUUCGCUCUCGCCCUUCUCCGCGUCUUCCUCAACCUCCCUGUCCCCGCCCCCUUCGUCCGCCACACUUACCGCCUCACCGGCAUCCGCCUUUCCAUCCGCGGCUCCCCACCUCCGGGGCGCACCCCUGGGCACCUCUUCGUCUGUAACCACCGCACCGCGCUGGACCCCAUCAUCAUCAGCAUCGCGCUGGGCCGCCCGGUGGCGUGCGUCACCUACAGCGUGAGCCCUGUCUCUGUUUCCUUGUCCCCGAUCCGCGCCGUCGCCCUCUCACGUGAUCGCGCCGCCGACGCCGCCCGCAUCGCGGCGCUGCUGGAGGAGGGUGACGUGGUGGUGUGUCCGGAGGGGACGACGUGCCGGGAGCCGGCAUUACUGAGAUUCAGCAAGCUGUUCGCGGAGCUGACUGACCGAAUCGUGCCGGUGGCGGUGGAGGCGAGGCAGGGGGUGUUCUACGCGAGCACCGUGCGUGGGUGGAAGUGCAUGGACCCAUUCUUCUUUUUCAUGAACCCGCGGCCGGCGUACGAGGUCACGUUCCUGCCGCCGCUGCGGGCGGAGGAGACGUGCGGCAGCGGGAGGCGGACCCCGGAGGAGGUGGCGAACUACGUGCAGGCAGCCAUCGCCGGGACACUCGGGUUCACAUGCACUGGGCUCACCAGGAAAGACAAGUACAUGAGGCUCGGCGGCAACGACGGCAAGCUUCGGCCGGAGCCUGAGAAGAAGGUGGAAUGAUCGACGCCAAGUGCUUGUCGUCUGGUCAUGAGUUCAAAUUUCGAAAAUAAGCUCAAACUGCUUAAAAUAGAUCCACCCUUUUAUAUACAUAUUCUGAUUUCUUUUAUGAAUAACUAUUUAAUUAUAUUUUAAGUAUGAUUGUUUUGAUA